Xiphophorus couchianus (Monterrey platyfish) is the source of this 2978-nucleotide messenger RNA. RefSeq names its product transforming growth factor beta-3 proprotein-like. Lineage: Eukaryota; Metazoa; Chordata; Actinopteri; Cyprinodontiformes; Poeciliidae. Gene Ontology annotation, molecular function: cytokine activity; growth factor activity; transforming growth factor beta receptor binding. Gene Ontology annotation, cellular component: extracellular region. Gene Ontology annotation, biological process: transforming growth factor beta receptor signaling pathway; regulation of cell population proliferation. The transcript is spliced from 7 exons. The coding region runs from base 404 to 1627 and encodes 407 amino acids. The record is from RefSeq and is a predicted model, not a curated record.
UCCAUCAAACGUCAGAAAGCAGCGGCAGCCUAUAAAGCUCAUAUGAAGCCAUAUCAGCAGCUCGAAGUCGCAUAUACCUCGUUAACGUGACAGCCUGCGGUCAGCCUGCACGGAGAAUAAAACUUGAUGCUCCGAAAUAAACGACGCGAGACAAACCGCUCUAGGAGGACCAGGAGGACUGAUGGACUGAACAGAAGAAUACAGAGAGAAAGUCUUAAUAGAAAUUUGAAUCGGAUGAAUAAAUAAUGGGCGAACUUAAAUUCGGAUUUGCACAAAGAGGAGUUAGUCCACAAGUUAGUUUUUAAGCUGGAAAAGGAAAGAAUCUGAUUUAAAAAGUAGAGGCAGUUCUCUCUGUGAGCCGUCACAUUUCAGCUCCCAGAGCGAAACAAAUGCGGACAGAAAGAUGCAUCUGGGCAAAGCUCUACUGUUCGUUCUCCUCCUCAACUGCGCGACUCUGAGCUCGCCCCUGUCCACUUGUGCCACCGUGGACAUCGACCAUGUGAAGAGGAAGCGGGUCGAGGCGAUCCGGGGUCAGAUCCUCAGCAAACUUCGGCUGUCGAGCCCUCCGCACUCCCUGGGACCGAGCAAGGUACCCUAUCAGAUCCAGGCGUUAUAUAACAGCACGAAGGAGCUUCUGGAGCAGCUGGGCAGGGAUCGGAAGCAGAGCUGCGGCCAGGACAACACAGAGACGGAGUACAUCGCCAAAGAGAUAUACAAAAUCAACAUGGUGUACGGAACGCCAGACAACAAUAAUCUCCCCUGCCCUAAAAGCCUGACUUCUAAAGUUUUCCGCUUCAAUGUCUCUGAAAUGGAAAGGAACUCAACCAACCUGUUCAGAGCAGAGUUUCGAGCCCUGAGGGUGCCAAACCCCAAAGCCAUGAGGAGUGAGCAGAGGAUUGAACUCUACCAGAUUAUGAGACUAAACGAGCACAUUAGGAAGCAGCGUUUCAUUGCCGCUAAAAAUGUGCAGACCAGAGGCUCUCCUGAGUGGGUCACCUUCGAUGUGACAGAAACUGUACGAGAGUGGCUGAUAAACAAAGGAUCUAAUCUAGGUUUGGAAAUCAGUGUGCAUUGUCCCUGCCAUACCUUCAAUUCAAACGGUGACAUCAUCGACAAUGAAAAGGAAGUUCUGGAGGUGAAGUUUAGAGGUGUUGAUGGAGAUGAGGAGCAGAGUCGCUUGGAUCUGGACAACCUGAAAAAAAGUAAGCAGCAACACCCUCCUCACCUCAUCCUCAUGAUGAUCCCACCCCACCGCAUGGACACCCACUCCUCUCGCCGACGCAAAAGAGCGCUGGACACAAACUACUGCUUCUCAAACACAGAGGAGAGCUGCUGCGUUCGCCGGCUCCACAUAGAUUUCCGCCGUGAUCUGGACUGGAAGUGGAUCCAUGAGCCCAGCGGCUACGAUGCCAACUACUGCUCCGGGCCCUGCCCAUACCUGAGGAGCUCUGACACAACACACAGCUCGCUGCUGAGCCUGUACAACACUCUGAAUCCAGAGGCCUCCGCCGCCCCCUGUUGCGUUCCUCAGGACCUGGAGCCCCUCACUAUACUCUACUACUCUGGACGGACCCCUAAGGUGGAGCAGCUCUCCAACAUGAUUGUCAAGUCUUGCAAAUGUAGCUGAGAGGACACGAAAGACUGAUUGAGGGGAAGGGAUUUCAUUAGGUACAGAAGAAGAAAACCUCGUAGACUCUGAGCUGUGAUGAAUACUUAAACUGAUCCCGUGGCUUUUCUCUGUUCUGAACAAAAACUAUUUUCCUUCUUGUUCCUUGUUAAUUUUGCUGUUACAGACACUCUUCCGAAAGGCAAGUUAUUUUUAAAACCUGACCCGAAUUUAACCCCAGAUGAAUAAAAUUUAUUUUAUGGUCUAUUUUCAACUUCAAAAGUCAGAUAGUCCGCAGAGUUACAAUCUCUACAUUGUCAGCAGUGCAGCUUUAUAUUUCUGUCCUAAAUUUUAAAUCUGCUCCCCUGAGUGGUCGGAUUUCUUUCUGGCUGGGAAUUUUGUUUAAACUUUCCUUAAGUUCCCUUCUCUGUAGACAGUGAGCAUUAUCUUCAAACACAAAAGGAGAAAGGACAGACUCACUGCUGUAUCCAAAGCCAUAGCUGUGGUCUGGGGAAAGGAGAGCUGAGUGAGAAUGCCUGUUGCAUUUGCAAUGGAAAGGCAAUGAACAAAGAAAUUGAGCCAAGGUUUUCUCUUUUGGCCAGCCAGCAGCGGUGGCCCUUUUAUUUUCUGUGCAUCUAUUAGAGCGGAUGGACAGGAAAGAAGAAAAGGGGACCUGAAUUGCAGGGAAGGAUUGUGUUGGAAACUAGCCACGGGUGCGCUGCCAUUCACUGGAUGUUUUCAUUCCUAACAGGUUCAAAUUAUUAUUAUUUUUUUCUCCUCGAACAUCAAAGAAUUUACUGGAAGAGAGCAAGUGUUAUGCAACGAGCUUUUAUGAGAUUUCUUUUACAUUAAUAGCAGAUUUUGUCUGUUAUGUAACUUGUCAUAUAGUGAUUGUUUCACUAACAGAAGGGAACUGACGCGUGUCGUCAUUAUCCACAAUGAAAGCCAUUUUAUUCUGUACUAUACCUAGGAUACUGUUACAUUGUAAUUUAGAAAUAAUGUCCAACUUUUGUAUCUGUAUGUAUUAGACUAGCUUAACCUGAUGUUUGUGCCCCAGUGUGUGUCUGGCUGAUGUUGUUUAAAGGUGGGAGUUCACAGAGUUAAAUCCUGGCACUUUCGUUGCGGCAACACAAGAAAGUGUAAGUAUGCAGCUCAGAAAGUUCGAGGUGUAAAAAUAAAAACAGAGGCCACAAAAAUUUGUCCUCAGUUUAACUUUUUCUCCGGGAUGAUUGACAAUGUUAUCGGCAUUCAUAUGAGGCAGAUGUCGUGUUCAGCUUUCGAAACAGAAAAUCAGAAACAAAAUGAAACAACAGAAGCAAAACCAGGGUUGAAAGCAUUUCUACAAACCACAACAUCCAACUACAAUACUUAA